AUGUGGAGACACCUGGGGAAGGUGACAGUUCAUGUUCCUCUCCAGCCCAUCAGCCAGCAAAGGGUUCACUGGAAAUCUGUGUUUCAUCCUGGCUCAGGUGCUGCCCCUCAGACGCCUUAUGGAGAACUGGGAGGGCUGGGAUGGUGUCGGGGUGGAGCGGGGAGAGCAGCAGUGUGGUGGGAGAGUGUUGGCAGUGCCCUUGACAGUGGUGCAGAUAAGAAGCUGUUUGAGGUGAAGCGCAAGGACCAGAUGAAUGCUCUGAAGAACUUGAUUGAGCUCAAUGACGUCAACCAGCAGUACAAAAUCAUUGACAUCAUGCUCAAGGGACUCUUCAAAGUGCUGGAGGAUUCCCGUGCUGUGCUAAUCGCUGCUGAUGUGCCUCCUGAUGGGCCCUUCCCUCAGGAUGAGAAGAUAAAGGAUGCGUACUCCCACGUGGUGGAGAACACCGCUUUCUUCGGGGACGUCGUCCUGCGCUUCCCCAAGAUUGUGCACCACUACUUCGACCGCAACUCCAACUGGAACAGCCUCAUCCGCUGGGGCAUCGGCUUCUGCAACCUGACGGGUGUGUUCGAGCAGGGGCCCCACUCGCAGGUCCUGCGGCUGAUGGCUCAGGAGCUAGGAAUCAGUGAGAAAUCUCCCGAUUACCGCAAUCCCUUUAAAACGGACCAGUCAGAGUUUUUCCCCAGUGCUGACACCUUUCAGAAGGCGCUGCGGGAUGAGGAGAAGAGGAGGAAGAAGGAAGAGAAGCGGAAGGAGAUCCGCAAGGGCCCACGCAUCUCCCGCUCACAGUCGGAGCUGUAGCAUGCUGGGACUUGGUGCCUUGCAGUGGGGGUGACACCACUGGGACACAGAGUGGCUCGCUCCCUUCUCGGCAGCCUUGGGCCGGUGCCUGGCCAUUCCCUUUCCAUUUGUGCUGUGGGUUUUGUUUUGUUGCCUCUCGUUUUUGUUCAGUGGAGGUUGGGUGGUGGUGCUGGUGGGUUGCCCCAAAGGGGCUAAAUUGGGAUACCCUUUCCGCAGAGGUAAAGCACAGACAUGACAGCACCGGGGCCAUCCGCUGGUCAGGGUGUUGGUGCCUGUGGGGAAGUAAAGGACAUGCCUCUGGUAGAGCCCAGGGAUCCCUCCUGACUGCAGCACACCCCACGCUGAACGUGCCUCCUCCAGCACGGGUGGGCUGGGAGAUGCGUCACACCAAACAGCCUCAUGAGCAAUGCUGCUUCUCUCAGUUUUGCUUUUCGUUUUGUUAAAAGGGUGAUCUCAUUGGCACCCCCCACUGGGUUCUACCUGGUCUCUGCACAGCUGCUACCUCUGCCAGAUCGGACCUCCCCUUUUCCCAGCGGCUGUUUCACCGAGCAGCACGCCUUUUAUUGUCCAGACAUAAUUGAAAAUGCCGAUGGCAGCUGUUCCUGGCCAAUGGCAUCCCGUGGCCACCACAGGUCAUUCCCAAAGACAGGCAAAUGCCCGGUGAAUUUUUGGACAGGAGGAAUUUCGGUACUUGGCCUCUUUGCAGCCAGUGGGUUGCUGUAGUGCAAGCAGUGCUGAUGCUGAAGAUGCUGGGGAGCCAGCCCCGGGCCUCUGAGAGCUUGUCCUGCAGCCCGUGCCCCAUCCCUUCUCUGUGGGGCUCAUCCUCUCUAAAUGAGUCCCCGAAGCCCCUUGUCAGGGGACAGCCGGACGAGGGCAUGAGGUGAUCGCAGGGCCGAAGUAGGGAGGGAGCCACCCGAGGGGCUGCGACCGUCCCGCCGUGGGGGAGAGGUGAGGGGCUGGUGGCAGCACCCGGCACGGCCGCGCUGUGAUUCCCGCCCUGUGCCGAUGGCAGCACCAGGGCAGCUCCUUCCCCGAGAGCGGCUGCUCUGUGCCGCCUGGCGGCACCGCAGCCUUUGAGGAAAGGGAAACGGCCCCGAU
Molecule: messenger RNA, 1899 nt
Organism: Ficedula albicollis (Collared flycatcher)
Lineage: Eukaryota; Metazoa; Chordata; Aves; Passeriformes; Muscicapidae
Product: coiled-coil domain-containing protein 134-like
Exons: 6
Coding region: 1-801 (266 amino acids)
Source: RefSeq, a predicted model, not a curated record